UUGAAAGUUCUACCUACCCCUAUUUUUAUCCUACUCUAUACUCUAUACUCUAUAAUAAAAUACUAUACUAUACUCUAUAAAGUAACCUAACAACCUAUUUUUCUUUCUCUUUUUCAAUUAACAAUAAUAAAAUACUGUACUCUAUAAAGUAAACAAUCAGCUACAGUAUAGGUCAAUCACUUUUCUUAAUUCUCGUGCCCAUGCAAAUAUAGCAACAAUAUCAGAACAGAGGAAGUAAGAAUUAAGAAGUAUACAUUAGUCACUGAAGAGUAGGAAGUUUGAGUUAACAUAAGAUAGAGAGUGAUGAUUAUUGUCUGUGAAUUUAUAAUUGUUAUUUAUAUAUUUCUAGUGUAUGCUUUGACAUCUACUUGUAUAAUAUAGAUGCCUAUGACGUGUUAUGAGUAUUAUGCUUUUAUUUAUAGGUUUUUCUUUAGUUGAAAAUUUCAUAUGUCAUUAUACUAUUUUUUAUCAUUAUUGAUAAAUAUAUGAUAUGUUAUUAUCCAAUCAAACUAUAAUUAUAACUUCUAUAUAAUAAUAAUAAUAAUAAUAAUAAUAAUAAUAAUAAUAAUUUGUCCCUCUUGAUCUAUCGGGUAAUAUUCAAGCUUCUAAAAUCAAGUUUGACCAUUUUAUAAGAACGUGGAACCAAGAAAUGGCAUCAAUAGACUUUGUGCCCUCCACGUCGAGUAAUCAACCAAUUAUUUCAAACAAAAGCAUUCCGAAUGCAAAUAAAAUAACAUGUGGAAAUGAGAAAAAACAAUAUUUAGAAGAAUCCAUUACUAAAAUUAGAAUCCAAACUAUGCAACUACCUCCACCAAUUUUAAUUCAUCCUUCCACACCGAUUUUAGGAGCAGAUAUCGGAGACAUAGGAAAUGGGUAUCGUUCAUUCCUCUGGUCCAAUCCCAGAAACUAUGAGAAAAGGAGAGAGAAGGGAAAAACUAAAAGAAAAGGAAAACAAGAGGGAAAUUGUACUAGUAAUUCUUAAGAAAAAAAAAAACCUACAAAAAUAGUCAUUGGCUCAAUUUUUGACAUUUUUUCACCAAUCUUGCACCAAAAUAUUCAAACCCCAUUUCUAAAAAUCAAAAUUUGUCUCAUAGUUGUGAUUUUUACUCAAAAUUGUGAUCAUUUAGUUAUUGGGAAUUUCAGAGAUUGAAUCUUUGAGACAAUGUGUAAUGAUUUGUAUUAUAAAGAGUUUUGCUUCUUCUUUUGAUUUCAUGGGCAAUCAAGUAAAUGGAAAAUGGUAAUUAAAUUAUGGAGAAGGAUAAAGGGAUUAAAAGGAAAGAGUUGAGAUUAGAUAGGAAUAGGAGGGAGAUAGAAUGAACAAGGAUUUUAGUGGCAUUUUCAAGUUUAAGGUAAGGAAAUCAAGCACAAAAAACAGGACAAAAUCUAACAUCAUUUUUGCAUCAAUGUCUGUUGCCCACGUGGACGAUGAGGAUUUUCAGGGGGCUGGACCCGGGCCCGGAGAGUUAUAUCAUUCAGAGAAAGUUUUCAACAAUGGAGAUUUCUAUUUUGGCCAAUGGGUUGAUAACCUUCCUCAUGGUCAUGGUAAGUUUGUAUGGAAUGAUGGUUGUAUUUAUGUGGGUGAAUGGAAAAAGGGUAAAACAAUGGGUAAGGGUAGAUUUACUUGGCCUACAGGAUCAAAUUAUGAAGGGGAAUUCAAAAGAGGGUAUAUGGAUGGUAAAGGAACUUUUAGUACUUCAAAUGGGGAUACUUAUAGAGGGUAUUGGUGUAUGAACUUAAAACAUGGGAAAGGGAAUGAAACCUACCCAAAUGGGGAUUAUUAUCAAGGGGAUUGGAUUAAGGGUAUGCAAGAAGGGGAUGGGAAAUACAAAUGGGCUAAUGGGAAUUGUUAUAUAGGUCAAUGGAAAGAUGGAAUGUUUCAUGGUAUUGGGUGUUUAACUUUUAGUAAUGGGAAUAAAUUUGAAGGGAAUUGGGAUGAAGGGUACCCUAAAGGGGAAGGUACAUAUAAAUGGGCAGAUGGAAGUUGUUAUGUGGGUGUUUGGGAUAUUGAAACUAAUAUCCAAAAUGUGACCUUUUAUGCUGCAACAGGAACAUCUUUUGAUUCAGGGGAUACUGGUGAUUGGGAUCCUUCUGAGUUAUAUAAUGUUGAUUUGAGUGAUUGUAAGAUUCAUACAUUGGAGGAAAUCACCAUUUUUCCCUCGCAAAAGAUACAGAACUUGCCUAGUUUUAAUGGUAAGGUGACAAUAAGGAAGUCGACCGAUAGUAGGGGCUCAAAUGCAGGAAAUAAGGGAGGAGUCAUUUGGGAUUCUGAUACAGAUGGUUCUACUAACGGGAAUUCCAUGUCUCGAAAAUUUCAACCGAUUCUACUCCCGAAGAAGAUCAAGAGGCAAGGAGAGACUAUCUGUAAGGGACAUAAAAAUUAUGAGUUGAUGCUUAACUUGCAGCUAGGAAUAAGACAUUCAGUGGGAAGACCAGGUCCACCAGUAAAGCCUAACUUGAAAUCCUCUGCAUUUGAUCCUAAGGAAAAAGUAUGGACAAAAUUCCCACCUGAAGGAUCAAAGCACACUCCUCCUCACCCAUCUUGUGACUUUAAAUGGAAGGAUUACUGUCCUUUGGUUUUCAGGACUUUGAGGACACUGUUCAAAGUCGAUGCAGCGGAUUAUAUGUUAUCUAUUUGUGGAAACGACGCCCUUCGGGAGCUGUCAUCCCCAGGGAAAAGUGGAAGCUUCUUUUACUUAACCCACGACGACAAGUAUAUGAUUAAGACGAUGAAGAAAUCUGAAGUUAAGGUACUCCUUAGGAUGCUUCCAGCAUAUUAUAACCAUGUUCGCACCUUUGAAGACACUUUGGUUACCAGAUUCUAUGGUCUUCAUUGUGUGAAGUUAACAGGAGCAGCACAGAAGAAAGUGCGAUUUGUCAUAAUGGGCAAUCUUUUUUGUACCGAGUAUGCAAUUCACCGGAGGUUUGAUUUGAAAGGCUCGUCUCAUGGACGUACAACUGAUAAACCUGAGUCAGAAGUCGACCCAACGACUACCCUUAAAGAUCUAGAUCUCAAUUACAUAUUCCGACUACAGAGAUUUUGGUUCCAGGAGUUUUGCAGGCAAGUCGAUAGGGACUGCGACUUCCUCGAACAAGAGAGGAUUAUGGACUAUAGUCUUUUGGUUGGUUUACACUUCCGAGAAUCCAUGGGAGGAACCGAAGAAGGAAAUGGAGAUAGUAAUAAUGAUGUGAUAGCCCCCCGCCUUUCUAAAGUAAACGAGACAGACAGACUUGUUUUUGACCCGAAUCAGUGGGCAUCAAUUAGAUUAGGAAUCAACAUGCUUGCACGAGCAGAACUAACAGUAAGAAGAUCAGAUGCUAGCGAGUGUCACAUAGGAGAAGCAACAGGAGAGUGCUACGAUGUUAUAAUCUUCUUCGGAAUAAUUGACAUCCUACAAGACUAUGAUAUCAGCAAAAAGCUUGAGCACGCAUACAAAUCUUUCCAAUACGAUGCAACUUCCAUAUCUGCUGUCGAUCCUAAGCAGUACUCCAAACGUUUUCGCGAUUUCAUUUACAAGGUAUUUGCAGAAGAUGGGUAAUUAAGGGAAGAAAACACUCUUUUCUCAGAAAGAAAACUUCAGCUUACAGCCAGAGAAUUUUCAUAGCAUGAAAUUAGCUUGUUAGGCAUGCAAUUCUGGCUGUAGGAGGAAGCAGCAUGGGCAAUGACAUCACAUAUCUUCCUUUAAUUUAUAAGGAUUGAUUCUUGGGACAUAUUUUAGUGAUUCAAAGGGUAUAAAUUAACAUGAAAAUGGAAGUUGAAGUAUUAGAGGUUUUCAUACUGUAAAUUAUAACUCCUAGUUUAACUCAGCAUAUAAAGUUGGAAUAGCUAGGUAGAUUCUUGAUGUACCUCAAAAGAGUUUUUUUUUUUGAUUUUUUUGAUUUUUUUAUUGGGUCUUAGAAAAGUGGAAGUGGGACUCAAGUAAUAGUGGAAAUUGUACAAAAAGCAAUGAGGUCAACUUUUUGGUGGUUAGCUUGGUAUGUUAAGUUUAAACAAAUAAUGGGUACUUUCUAAAAUUGAAUUUACAAAAUGAUUGUGAUAUCUAAUAGCUAUUCAUU
Molecule: messenger RNA, 4053 nt
Organism: Amaranthus tricolor (Joseph's coat)
Lineage: Eukaryota; Viridiplantae; Streptophyta; Magnoliopsida; Caryophyllales; Amaranthaceae
Product: phosphatidylinositol 4-phosphate 5-kinase 6-like
Exons: 8
Coding region: 1314-3536 (740 amino acids)
Biological process (GO): phosphatidylinositol metabolic process
Molecular function (GO): ATP binding; 1-phosphatidylinositol-4-phosphate 5-kinase activity
Source: RefSeq, a predicted model, not a curated record